AGAUGCGAAAGGCUUGGCAGCGCCCAUAUCGCGACUCCACUGACCCGGAACAGCCAACCGUCUCAUCGCGCGGAACGUAGUCGAUAUUCCUCGACUCAAUACUCCUCGUGGAGCUCACGCACACGCGUCGCGGUGACCUCAGCAAACUCUGCAACCGUAUUCUAUGCUUGGGCAUCCCUUCCAUAAUUGAAGCUUAUUCCUCAUAUUUUUGAAUGCCCGGACCGGACACGACCGGUUUGGCGUUUCUCGGCCUUCCGUUCUUCCGUUUUGGAAUCUAAACAUCCCCGACGCGAUCGAACAUCGGACCCGACGAAAGUGAACUGAAGGGCCUCUAGCAACUCAACAGAACCUAUCCUUGCUCGCCAUGGCCGCGGCGCCGAUAGCCGUCUCGCACCUAGAUCACUUCGUCAUCACCGCGUCCGACAUUGACGCGACGAUCGCCUUCUACGCGUCCGCGCUCGGGAUGCGAGUCGUCUCGUUCGCGAACGGAGAGCGGAGAGCGCUGCAUUUCGGCAGCCAGAAGAUCAACCUGCACCAACAAGGGAAAGAAUUCGAACCGAAAGCCCGCGUGGCUACUCCGGGAUCGCAAGACCUCUGCUUCAUCACCACGACCCCCAUCUCCGGCGUCCUAUCCCACCUUGCGUCGCUGGACAUCCCCGUCGUCGAAGGUCCCGUUAAGCGUACAGGGGCGCAAGGACCGAUGCUGAGCGUGUACGUGCGCGAUCCGGACGGAAAUCUGGUCGAGAUCGCCAACUACGAAGAGGGUGCUGAGGCCUGA
Molecule: messenger RNA, 778 nt
Organism: Punctularia strigosozonata HHB-11173 SS5
Lineage: Eukaryota; Fungi; Basidiomycota; Agaricomycetes; Corticiales; Punctulariaceae
Product: Glyoxalase/Bleomycin resistance protein/Dihydroxybiphenyl dioxygenase
Exons: 5
Coding region: 365-778 (137 amino acids)
Source: RefSeq, a predicted model, not a curated record